Molecule: messenger RNA, 3917 nt
Organism: Myxocyprinus asiaticus (Chinese sucker)
Lineage: Eukaryota; Metazoa; Chordata; Actinopteri; Cypriniformes; Catostomidae
Product: F-box only protein 40
Exons: 2
Cellular component (GO): cytoplasm
Molecular function (GO): ubiquitin protein ligase activity; protein binding
Source: RefSeq, a predicted model, not a curated record
UUUGUAUUGGCUCUCCUGGGCUUCAGCUGAAAUGGAUUGACAAAUGUCUAUAGGCAUGCGCGCGAGUACUUCAAAACAAUGCGCGAGACAUUCAAAACUACAAUGGAGGACUGCAAAAUUUCUCAAUGCUUUCACCAUCGUCAUUGUAUGUAUUCACCGCUCUGUGGAAGAAUGCUUAUGUGCGCAGGCGCAUAGUGUUUCUUUACAAAGUGACAUCACCAACUACUGGCCUGGCAUGCAUAAUACAGCACUUUUUAGUCAUUUUUGCGGAUCCGUGUGAACGCGAAUCGUUUUGACAACAUUGUCGUCUGUACGCAAAACUUUUCAAAAACGCAAAGGAAAAAUGUUUCCGUUUUUAGUACAUCGUUAUCUUGUAAAUGUACCCUUAAAGUGCAUUAAAAGUGCAUUUAAAAGACUCAUUCAUGUACUCAUUUAUUGCUACUGGGCUUCAGCAGGUAUGGAUUGACCAAUGGUAAAAGAAAAGGAAAAGUCUAAUAAUAAAGAAAAACAAUUGGUACAUGGAUGAAGAAAAGCAAUUGCCAAAUGCUUUUUAAAAUACAAUUUAAAUGUUGCAUUUAAAAAUGACUUAUUACUGUGCUGUUUUAUUGCUAAAUAUAAGUACAUUUUAAAACAUGAAUUAAAUAAACACAUUUAAAUGUGUCUUUAUUUGUCCAUUUAUAAAUUGGCUUAUUUAUUCAAAUUUUUAUUUUCAAAUUAAUGGAUUGAUAAUUUAUUCCUUCAUUCUUUUGUAAAUGGCACUCCUGGGCUUCCAUACUAAACAGCCUAAGCUGCUUAAACUGAUCGGCACACGUAGAUUUGUUCCCAUUACCCUGAUUUCACCUCAUGCAAUUUGUGUGUUGUGUGCAUAUCUGUUUACGUUUUGACAUCAAAAGCAGAGAAUAACAUGAUGACUUCAAAUCUCAUGUAAACAUGGUUUUAUUUCGUUGACAGAUAUUUUAAUUAGUUUCCCUUUCAAAAAAUAUAGAGUUCUGGCAAAAAGCCGCAAAUUUGCCACAAAUUAGCCCAUUAUUGUUUUCACAUGUAUAUGAGCUUGUGAUUCAUUGCAAGUGUUUGCCAGAGGUUUGCAGCUCUUCACCAGUAGUGGUGAACCUGCAGCAAACCUUUGGCAACAAUGGACAGUUUACUGCAAGUUUGCCACAAUGCUCAUUUGUAUGUGAAAAUGAUCAGUGGUGAAUUUGCAGCAAGUUUGCGGCAAAUUUGCCAUGAAAUCUCAAUUUUUGUAAGGAUAAUUUUAGGUUGUAAGUAGCAUUUUGAUGUGCAUGUAAACACACUCAAUGUUGUCAUCCACUUCCGGUUUCAAACAAGAAAAGUUUUAAGAGCAAAUACAAUAUACUAAAAAUAAUGUGAUUUCCUGUGGGACAUGAAUACUCUCUAAAUUUUUUAGAAUAUGUUUUGCAUUGUCACCCUCAGGGCAAGAACAGAAGCACCAGCUCUGGCCUUCAUCCACACUGUGAAAAAUGUCAUAACCAGCACUGCAAGCUUCCCGUAGAUAUCUCAACUUCCUGCGUCUUCAUUUCCUGCCACCUGCAGUGCGGAGCUGCCUUCCAUCUUUGUAAAGAAACUGAGCAUCGUCUUCUCUGCCCAAAGGAAAUUGUACCCUGCCUCAACUCUGGCUAUGGCUGUCCCAUGACCAUGACCCGUCAAAGGCUUGCUAAGCACCUGGAAGUCUGUCCUGCCAGUGUGGUCUCUUGUAGCCUGGAAUGGAACCGAUGGCCUGUGAGCAAGAUGGAUAUGACCUUCUACAGGCAUGCCCUGCAGGAUCCAAACUGCACAACCCAGCUUGAUAUUGCUAUGGCCCUUAGAGAUCAGAAGCUUCUAUUUCGCUCUAUUAAGAUGAAGACGCUCUUCCCAGAGUUGACAGAGAAGAUGGAGGAGCCUGAAGCUCCAAUGGAUGGGGCUGUUGGAGGUGUUGAUCUAGAGCAGAGGGAGUCUAAGACCUUCAACCCACAGGAUGUGUUAGAGAAUGGUCUCAAUGGUGAAGAGGUAGAGGAACUAACCCAAGAAGAGUGACUAGCUCUUGCAAAGAGCAGAGAUGUGGCCUGCUUGGAGAACUACAGCAUUUGGGAGAGAAUGUUUGCGAAGGAGAAGGAAGGAUGCAAGCAAACUGUGAAGAAUUUAGAGGAUAAAAAUAUUCUGGACAAGGAAGACUCAAGUGUGACCCCUCAAGCUCCCCAUGAUUCACAAGAUACUGAGCUUUCAAGAACAGGUUUAGCCCCAUGACAGGAUGGCGUUCUUGAAAGACUUCAUAAUGAGGUGAAUGUGGCUGAAUAUAACAUGUACCUGGUGCAUAACGGAUGCAUGCUUAUCAACUUUGGCCAGCUGGCUGCUUGCACUCCGAAAGAGAAAGAUUUUGUUUAUGGAAAUUUAGAGCCCAUUGAGGUUCAAUCCUUACACUCGUUCAACGUGCCGACCAGUUACCGAGCCAAACGAAGCCACCUCAAGGAUCCAUCCCGAAUGGUGAAGAAGACAGACCAGAAUAUUGACACAUCUGAUUUAGGGAUUGCAAUAGAAGAGCUCCCAAUUGCAAAUGAGGUAGAGGCGACAUUGCUGUGUUCUCUCGAAAUUGAAUUGAAAGGUCAUCAGAUAAGUGAGACUGUUGGAACCGAUGGGUUGUAUAUUGAUUUUGGCACCCAGACCUAUGACUUCCCUUCUGCUCCAUUCAAAAUGGAGGCUUCCUUGGCGGAUGUUGUUGAGGAUCAACCUCAAAACCUACAUGUGCAGAUUCAGACCGAAUGUGUGACCAGAAGACACAACAAGUCAUGCUUAGUCUUCACCUACAUCUGUUGUCAAACUUUCAGGUGAGACGAAUAUGCCUGGCACUUCAGGAAUGUGCAUGGAGACAUCCAGUCUUGUCUUACUUGCUGGUUUACACAGCGAUGUCCACUUGCUUACCUGGGCUGCACCUUCAGCCAAAGUUAUUUUCGACCAUCUAAAUGCAGAGCCACUGUCAUCUAUGAUCUGGAUCUUAGCACUUUCAUCCUUCAGCCAGAGGUAUCAGCAUCACUUUAUAAGGGAGUAAAAACCGCUAGCAGUGAGCGGAAGCGAGCAAGGAAUUUAGACUCUCUGAGCAGACUUCCUUUUAAGAUCUUACAACACAUUGUGGGUUUCCUGGACAGUGUGUCUUUGGGUCAUCUAGCUCAGGUCUCUCAGCUCAUGAGGGAGGUGUGUAGUACUGUUCUACAGCAGAAGGGCAUGGUGUCCCUCAAAUGGGAGAGAAAGACCUACUCUCAUGGUGGAUUCACCUGGAGGGCCCAAAAAAAGGCAUGGGAGUUUAGCACUCUGUUCUCUCCAGUGGAUGAAUGGGUUUUUGAAGAUGUCCCUACCAUGGCAGAGCACCUGAAGGUCUGCCCUUUCUACCAGACAGAGAUCAGGAGUGAACCUGUGGCUUUACCCAACAUGAUUGACCUCCAAGAAAGAAAAGGAGAGUUCCAGACUUUGGUCAACAGUCCUCACCACUGACAACAGAGAGGGAGAUUAACAUACUACUAUGUAAAACAAACUAUUGGACAUUCACAUAAAGUGACAGUUUGUAUAUAAAUGAAUAUGAUGCAUUUUUAGAGGGAUUCAUAUGUUUGUCAAGAUGCACCGCUUAUUGUUUUUAUGUUUUUGACAUAUCUUGGGUGAUCUCUAAUGGCAGAAAUAAUAAACUGUAAUAAACACUGUCAUGUACUGUGGUCCCAAAAAGUAUUUGGACAUGUAAGUCACACUCAGAAAUGUAUGAAUGCAGUUGCAAAAAAAUAAAAAAUAAAUAAAUAAAUCUAACCAUCUAACCAAAAUUCAUCCAACCAUCCACAAUUUUAACUGAUUAAAACUAUUAUAGUACAUGUGUUUUCCAGUGAUGUCAUAGUUUUGGGUAUUUCAUAGUCCAGAUAUCUCCAUAAACCAGUGAUAUUUUA